Prunus avium (sweet cherry) is the source of this 1447-nucleotide messenger RNA. Its product is annotated as WAT1-related protein At1g68170-like. Gene Ontology annotation, cellular component: membrane. The record is from RefSeq and is a predicted model, not a curated record. Gene Ontology annotation, molecular function: transmembrane transporter activity. NCBI's taxonomy places the organism in Eukaryota, Viridiplantae, Streptophyta, Magnoliopsida, Rosales, Rosaceae.
UAUCACUCAAACCUCUCUCUCACUCUCUCUCUCUCACUCUCACUCUCUCUCUCUCUCCAGUGUGUUUGGUGAUGGGGGUUCAUGAGAUUUGUGAUGCUUUGCAUGACAUGAAGCCAGUGUUGUUAAUGGUGGCGGUUCAGUUUUCAUUUGCUGGGGUUAAUAUUUUCUACAAACUGGCGACUAAUGAUGGAAUGAACUCAAGGAUUAUUGUUGCAUAUCGCUUCAUUUUUGCAACCGCCUUCCUCCUUCCUAUUGCUCAUAUCAUUGAAAGGAAAGCCAGGCCAAAGCUCACAUGGAUGGUGCUCUUGCAAGGAUUUUUGUCUGGCUUGUUUGGGGGAUCAUUGUCACAAAAUUUGUACAUUCAAAGCUUAGCCUUGACAUCUGCAACAUUUGCUUCUGCCAUAGCCCAACUCAUCCCAGCCUUAACUUUCAUCUUCGCCAUCACCUGCAGGUUGGAGAGACUGAAUUUAAGAAGCAUAGCAGGGAAGGCAAAGGUGUUGGGAACAUUAAUGGGAAUUGGUGGAGCGAUGGUUCUGACAUUUUACAAAGGUAUGGAGAUCAACAUCUGGUCUACACAUGUUGACCUUUUGCAUAGUAGUCAGCAACAAAUCAACCACUUGGCAGCAUCAGCUCAUGCAGACGCCGGUAAUCGACUAUUGGGCUGCCUACUGUCCCUGGGGAGCUGUUUUGGCUUCGCUUUAUGGCUCAUUAUUCAGACUAAAAUGGGGGAAACGUACCCUUGCCACUAUUCAAGCUCUGCUCUAAUGUCGGCAAUGGGGUCAAUCCAGGCCGUUGGAUUUGCCCUCAUCAUGGAGAGGGACUGGAGCCAAUGGAAAUUAGGUUGGAAUAUUAGGCUUCUCACAGUGGCAUACGCGGGAGUUGUGGCCACUGGGCUAAGUGUGACAUGUAUUGCUUUGUGCAUACGCAUGAGAGGCCCCUUGUUUGUAUCUGUUUUCAACCCUCUUAUGUUGGUGCUUGUUGCCAUUGUUGGGUCUUUGGUAUUGGACGAGAAGCUGCACCUUGGAAGUGUGUUAGGAGCAGUACUGAUAGUGUUCGGCUUAUAUGCUGUGCUGUGGGGUAAGGGCAAAGAAAUAAACAAGAUGAGUCAAUCAGUGGCGCCCUCUGCAAGCUUUCAUCAUCAAGAUUCUGGAUCAAUUGAUAUUGUUAUAAUGCCUAAUGGCAUGAGCAGCAACAAUGAGGGCCUAACAAAUAAUAAUGCUCCAAAUACUGUAGAAGAAAGGAGGAUUUGAAGAAAACCCAGCUACAAUAAUGUGAUAACAAAAAUGUUAAUUAUUGUAAUGCUUUUGUAGGUAUCCCAAUUCCAAUUACCCAAAUAUUUGGGAGUUUUGGUAUUGUUCCGUGUAUAUAAGAUAUUGUAUAUAGAUCCAUCCCCUUCAAGUAAAUUUUUGGGGAGGUUAUAAAUAUAUGUAUGUUAAAUAUUUUUAUA